This is a messenger RNA of Brugia pahangi, 495 nucleotides long. Lineage: Eukaryota; Metazoa; Nematoda; Chromadorea; Rhabditida; Onchocercidae. The record is from the annotation of a GenBank genome assembly.
AUGUUUGAUCGAUCAGAUCAAUCAGAUCAGAUCACCAAUUCAGCCAUUCAAGCAACAUUGAUCGAUCGAUCGAUCAGAUCACUCAGCAAUUCAGUCAUUCAAGCAACAUUGAUCGGUAGAUUGAUCAAAUCAAUCAGAUCACUUACUAAUUCAGCCAUUCAAGCAACAUUGAUCGAUCGAUCGAUCAGAUCAAUCAGAUCACUCAUCAAUUCAGCCAUUCAAGCAACAUUGAUCGAUCGAUCGAUCAGAUCACUCACCAAUUCAGCCAUUCAAGCAACAUUGAUCGAUCGAUCGAUCAGAUCACUCACCAAUUCAGCCAUUCAAGCAACAUUGAUCGAUCGAUCGAUCAGAUCACUCACCAAUUCAGCCAUUCAAGCAACAUUGAUCGAUCGAUCGAUCAGAUCACUCACCAAUUCAACCAUUCAAGCAACAUUGAUCGAUCGAUCGAUCAAUCGAUGCUAUUAUCACUUUGACCAAUCAAUUUUACACUUUUAA